Messenger RNA from Rhipicephalus microplus (southern cattle tick), 402 nucleotides. RefSeq names its product transmembrane protein 222. The record is from RefSeq and is a predicted model, not a curated record. Lineage: Eukaryota; Metazoa; Arthropoda; Arachnida; Ixodida; Ixodidae.
AUGGGCAUAUGCAUGUCCAGUGGUGUUAUACGGGACUUUGCAGGACCCUACUUCGUAUCUGAGGACCACAUGGCCUUUGGUCGGCCUACAAAGUACUGGAUGCUGGAUCCCAGCAAAGCCAGAGACGGAGUGCAGGGCUGGGACAGGGGCGUUACAGAAGGCUCCGAGGAGUACAGAGGUCACAUGCACAAUCUGUUCUGCGACAACUGCCACUCGCACGUGGCCCGCUGCCUCAACCUGAUGCAGUAUGGUAGCAGCACACGGUGGAACAUGGUCAAACUGGCAGUUAUGAUGCCGCUGCACGCCAAAUACGUCAGGGGUGGAACAGAGUACAUGGGUUUCGGAGCAGUCUUGGGAGCAGGAAAAAGUGCCCUUUGUAGCAGCCAGAAAGACGUUUUGUAG